Molecule: messenger RNA, 921 nt
Organism: Aspergillus versicolor CBS 583.65
Lineage: Eukaryota; Fungi; Ascomycota; Eurotiomycetes; Eurotiales; Aspergillaceae
Exons: 4
Coding region: 1-921 (306 amino acids)
Source: RefSeq, a predicted model, not a curated record
AUGCUGAGUCGCCGUUUCUUGGGUUCGUUCCUCAGGAAUAGCACUGCUUCUCGUUUCGCUAUGGCGACGCAGAAUAAACGGAACAAUUCUUCGUAUCUGUUGAAGGCCGUGGAUACGGACGAAAACGAGCGGCUCAACAUCCAGCAUCGCAUGUGUAUGCAUAUGCUCCAGGAGGACAUCCUCCACCAAUCUAUUCCUAAGAAGCUCGAACGAGUGGCAGACAUUGCGACUGCUAAUGGAACAUGGUUGUACGACAUAAAGGACGCUCGUGAAAAGGAGCCAGAAUCCAGAAUUGUCAGCACCAAGUACCACGGCUUCGACCUCAGCCCCGAACUGUUUCCCAAGCCGGACUCGCCCCGAAAAGUCGCUGAUAUCGACUUCACUGCGCACAACUUCUACAAACCUUUCCCCCAGGAACAUAUCGGGAAGUACGACCUCGUACACGCCAGGCACCUCAUCCUCGCGGUAGAAGGUGAAGACUUGAUACCCGCCACGGAACACAUCACCUCCCUCUUAAAACCCGGCGGCUACCUGCAAUGGGAAGAAUACGACUUCCAAGACCAGCUCGACAACUGUCACCCCUGUAAAAUGACAACAACCUGGACAACGAUCCUAAACUGGGUCGGGGAGCGGUACAGCUUGAGGUUCUCCGACAAAGUGCGGGACCAGGUCGCCGCUGCUGGCCUCGAGAUCGUCGAAAAGAAACAGUUCACCACGCGGGGUUUGCCGCUGAGCGAAGAUCACCGGCUUACUCUGCUUUUUGCUUUCCAUACUGGCGUGCCCAGGGUGUGUUUGAAGGCGAAGGGAAAGAGUGAUGAGGAGAUUGAGAAGAUCUACGCGGAAUGUUUGGAGGAGUUGGAGAGUGGGGUUAUCUUGGACUAUUAUAUGUCUAGGGUUGUGGCUAGGAAGCCUGUUAAUUAG